This is a messenger RNA of Dalotia coriaria, 2669 nucleotides long. RefSeq names its product RNA-binding protein RO60. Lineage: Eukaryota; Metazoa; Arthropoda; Insecta; Coleoptera; Staphylinidae. The record is from RefSeq and is a predicted model, not a curated record. Gene Ontology annotation, molecular function: RNA binding. Gene Ontology annotation, cellular component: ribonucleoprotein complex.
AAUCAAGUCGCGUUUCGUGUCGCGCGCGUGCCUAUCGUGUUACCGGUGUGUUAUUCUCUUAAAUUAAUCAAAUUAAUUAACGAAUUACAGCGUGUACGUCGUAGUGCAUAUGCUGUACAAGAAAGACUUUGCUAAUAUUCGUAUUUCGAGUAUUAAUUCAACUUCUUCAACGCUUCCAACGAGGUUGGAUUCAGCAAGCGGAUCGGUGAUUCUACGAGAUGUGAGAGAAAGGGCGACGAAAGCGAAUGGGGAUGGUGGUUGGUGAGCGGCUGAUGUGUGUGACACGGCGGCGGCGAUGUUUCGCGUUCGACUGAGCCGAAAAACAACCCUCGAGCGAUCCGUGCGACAGGGGAGCGCAUCCACCACCUGCCACUUGCACACUACCCUUCAAUUUUGACCCUUAAGAACAUCUGCACCUAUAAGCACAUUUUCGCGGUUUGCCAACCGUCAUCUGUUUAUAAUCCCCACAUUCCACAGUGCGCUACGACGACGUUAAACAUCCACCGCAAGUAUUAUUAGACCUGGAAACAAGUUCACAUAGUAAAAAUGACGAUCCCGAACGCUGCACACACACCGGAGUUGGCUCUCCGUCGCUUUUUAUACUUAUCCACCGAUUCGAACUGUUUCAUCACCGGCGAUCCACAGCGACACAAACGUCUCGUACGACAUAAACUACGUGAACUUGAAGAAUUACUCAAGACAGAUCCAGCUAAGGUCAUCCGCAUCGUGUCGGCCAUCAACGGCGAGAACCAAGUGCCGCGUCGCGAAGUUAUCUUCUUCGUACUCGCAGCUGCACUCACGCUUACAUCCAACGAGUUCUCCAUCAGCGAUGUUUAUCGCCGGGAAUUGUACACAACUGUACUGUAUGCGUGCAGAAACGAUGAGGAAUUCUUCUGUUUUAUCAAACACAUGACAACGAUGAAGAAGACGUUCCCAUCUGGUUUGAAUAAAGUCAUCUCGAGGUAUUACAAGAAUAAGGAGCCUAUGGAUCUGGUGCGAGAUGCAUGCAAGAGGAAAGGGUAUCAUAAUUGGACACACAAGGAUUUGAUAAAGUUGUCACAUAUCAAAACGGAUAAUACACUGCUUCAGAUAGCAAUAACGUACAUUUUGAAAGGCCUACCUGCUGCUGAAGCAAUCGCAAAUGAAAAGAAAGAGGGCAAAGACAUAAUAAAAUACAUAAAAAGAAUCAAGCGUUCAAGAAAACGACUUCUGUUGAAGAAGCAGUUAAAUAUGAGUGGACAACAAGUACCGUUCGAAUUAAUUCCGCCACAGUUCAAUCACAAUGUGCAAUGUCUCGAAACAUUGCUGAAAUACAUCGGUGUCAAAGAAUUACUGCCGCUUUUGUUACGUUUCUAUAAACUGAAGAUGUUAAAAAUCGAUUCGGAGGCGCACAAUCGUGUUGUGAAGAUUUUGAGCGACUCUAGUAAGGUAAAAGCGUCUGGUGUGCAUCCGUAUGAAGUUUAUCUCGCGUUGAGAUACUUCGAGAAAGGUGGAAAAGCUAAAGAUCCCAAACUGAUUGCACAUUUAGAAAUGAAAGAAAAAGCGGAAAAAGCAGAGAAAAACAUCACCGAAUUCACGCCGACGAAUUGGGCACGUGUGGACCCUACAAAUAGUCCGUUAGUUGUUGAUGCUCUGAAGAAAUGCUUGCAGUUGUCCUAUGCUAAUGUCGUGCCGUGCAAUCGCCGCUUUCUUAUCACGGUGGAAGUGUCUGAAAACAUGUCCAAACCGUGUUUGACUAGUAAAUGGUUGAGUGGAUACGAAGCCGCUGCUAUUGAGGUGAUGACUUAUGUGAAAACUGAAAAGAAUGUUGUAGUUGCCGUGUUUAAUGGGGAUACAAUCACCGAAGUUACGAUUGAUAAAGGUAACUCAAUUGAACAAACAAUUAAAUGUUUGCAAGAUGCUAACCACGGCGAGUUGCAAAUGGGCGCAUCAAUCGAAUACGCCAGAAGUAAAAAGAAGUCUUUCGAUGUUUUUAUUAAUAUUGUACACACUCCGCUGCACAAACAUUUUAUAACGGAGAAUAAUCUCCUAAUAAAUCCGCUAGAAGCGUAUGUCAAAUACAAAUCUGCCAUGAAUAUGUCUUCAACCAAAUUGGUUCUGCAUAAUUUGAAUAAUCCGGUGCAGACGGUCUUCCCGGAGUCUUCGCUGGACAUUCGCGGCUUUGAUGAAUACGUGCCGCGCGUUAUUGAUGCAUACGUUAAGAAUUUAGUUUAGUUCGCUAUUUUGAAUUUAUUUUUUGUUUCGAAUCUCAUUUACGUUUAAUGCAACUUACGAUAUGCUAUUUUUACACGUCAGUUGUUUCUAGUUGUUCUUUUAAUUUUGUAUUUUUACUUUACUUUGUUUGUGUAUUGUCGUUUAAUCGAGGCACAUGUAAACAAACGAAGCAAUAAUUGUUACUAACAGGCACGUAAUCUCACAUAUUAACGAUUGUUUAGAUGUAUUGUUGGCGUAAUAUGUUAAUGCGAAUCGCCUAGUGUCGCACAGUGAGGACUAACAAAAGUGAUAUUUGAUAAACUGCUAUUUUACGAAGUUGAUUUUUUUUAUAUGUAACGAAAAUACACGCAUAUGUACACGAAAUGUUUAUUAUACAAUAGUGAAAUGUUUGUAUAAUAGGUUGCGAUCCUUGCGACGAAAACAAAAACCCUCAAUACAACUCUUACAGAUAUUAA